AUGAGGUUUCUCACGGAGCACGUAGAGAACUUCGAGACGGGUACGGCGGGGCCGACUAACGUGAAGCUGGCAGCUGUACUAGGGCAGUCCAUGGCAUUCAUGAACGCCGCUUUGGAUGCUCAAGCCACACCCACCCUACUCGGGGACGAGACCUUGUCCAGUGCCCGUGCUGCUGUGAAGAGCGGCUUACCGAGGUUCAAGGCCGCUAUGGACCAUAUCGGCCGACUGAAGGGAACGGUUCGGAGGAGGAAGGCCUAUACCUGUCUACGUCUCCUCUACGACAAGCUUACCCGCUUCGCAGCGGCUCAGCCGUAUAGUGGCAUCAAUCGCAUCAGAGGGCGAAAAUCGGUGAAGUACCAGACGGACCAAUUCGCGAUAAAAUCCCUGCUCAGCGAGCCAAUGGAGGCCACCACCAGUCAGGUCUCAGAUGAUGUAGCCGAGGAGGUGAUUACUCAUCUUGUGAAGGCAUUUGGGCUGCCCUACAAUCUCAUGUGCGAUGCUGAGGAGGUCGUCAGACGAGCGUAUGGCUAUCGUUCUGAGGAGAACUAUAAGGCGGCUAUAGAGCGGAUACUGUCCAAGUGGGCUGGCAUGGACCAAAGGGAGCGGUGCCGAUUCAAUGCAAGGCUGAUAGACUCUCCUCAGCGUAUCAUAAGUGCUAGUGCGCGGGGCUGCUUUGAUAUUCUCACCAACGUCCACAGUCUGCAACUGGACCGAGCCGAGAACCCGUCCGCCCGCGUUAUUAGGGAGCUUGGCAAGGCCGGUGCCCUGAUUCAUGGUCCUGAGGGCAGCAAGUCUCCCAAGAGUGGGAUCGUCACCUGGUUGGACCGCAUCACCGACCGAGACAGACUUCGGGCUAUAUCAGAGCUAAGUGUGGCAAUGAUAAUGGUGAUGAUAGAUGAGUUCUGUGAGGAGUAUAAGCUCGACUACGCAUGCCAGAAGACGCUGAAGUUCGCAGUACCGUGCACCGAGGUGGCCAGCAUUAUCUAUAAUAUGACGGCGAGAGACCACACAUUGCUGAAGGCCAGUCACAACCCCAGCGCCUACGUUAUGAAGGAGCUCAGAGGGAAGACAGUUACUCGUGAGAGGCCGUCGUCAAUGCAAGAGCCUUACCAACCUGGAAGGCCCCUCCUCCGCCCUUUACCUACUCGGGAGAGGUCUCGAAGCCCUCCGGGCCGAGGGCCACCAACAGGUUUUGAUGUCGCUGGCCCGACAGGAGGCGGUCGGUUUGGCCCUGAACGUAAUGACAGGUUUUCGACUAGAGGACCUCCUCUGCAGUCGUACAGUUCAAGCGGGCCUUAUUCCGGCAAGGGCAGUGGUAAGGGUGGUGGUGGUAAGGGGAACGGCAAGGGCAAGGGCAACGGCCCGCCGUUCAUGGCGGGGACAGCAAAUCCCUAUGGAGUUCGUGGCCCCUCUGCCCCCGCUCCUCGUCGACCCGGUGGACGUUGGAGUUGA
Perkinsus marinus ATCC 50983 is the source of this 1452-nucleotide messenger RNA. RefSeq lists its product as hypothetical. Lineage: Eukaryota; Perkinsozoa; Perkinsida; Perkinsidae. The record is from RefSeq and is a predicted model, not a curated record. The transcript has 8 exons. The coding region runs from base 1 to 1452 and encodes 483 amino acids.